CUCAGAUUAGUCUGCAUUGAUUUGGUUCGUAGUUAUGUAAGAAAAAGAGUUCAAACUUAUUCAAACGUAGACAUUGGCGAAGCUAUUAAAUCAAUUAAAGAUGAUAAAAUGACUAUUAAUGAAGCAUCAGCGAAAUAUAACGUACCGAUUAGUACAUUAUACAAUCGUCUAUCAGGACACAAUGGCUCUAGUCCACGUGGUGGCACAGCAAUAUUGAGUAAAGAAGAAGAAAAAUUCUGUGGGAAAUUAUUUACACAAAAUGCAGCUCGAUUUUCAAGAAAGUUGAAAAAUCCUCAUCGGUUUUCUACAUUGUGGGAAAUUAUUGAAAAUGCAGCUUUUUCUGGCAAGUUGGAAAAUCCUCGUCGAUUUGAUACAUUUUGGGCAUUACUUAUAGAAAAUGCAGCUCGAUUUUCAAGAAAUUUGGAAAAUCCACAUCAUGCUUCUACAUAG
Didymodactylos carnosus is the source of this 450-nucleotide messenger RNA. NCBI's taxonomy places the organism in Eukaryota, Metazoa, Rotifera, Eurotatoria, Philodinida, Philodinidae. The record is from the annotation of a GenBank genome assembly.